AUGGGUAAUAGCAAUUCGUCCGAAGACGUGGCCACGGAGAUUGUAAAGAAAAUCGGCUCCACCGCCUUGGCGAUUAGUUAUUUUACUCCUGCAGCGAUAGUAACUGGUCCUGCUACGGCUGUCAUAGCUGGAGGAGGACUGAUAACAGAGGGAAUUGGUCAUUUAACCGAUAACGAUGAUUGUAAAGAAGUAGGUGGAUUUUUUAGAGGAUUGGGCAUAGACGCUGCCAUCGACGGAGUAGCAGGUGGUGCUCUAGAAGGAGUAAAAAUGAGCAAAGGAGUGGCCGAGUUUGCCAAGGCCGGUUGCGAAGGGUUUUCUCGCAUGAGCGAUGAUUGCAACAGGGCGGCUGGUCAAUUCUUUAUUCCCACGCCUCCACCUCGGGAAACUCUUUUCGUAAUAAAGAACAUCAAGCAUUUGAUUUAG
Molecule: messenger RNA, 423 nt
Organism: Paraglomus brasilianum
Lineage: Eukaryota; Fungi; Glomeromycota; Glomeromycetes; Paraglomerales; Paraglomeraceae
Source: the annotation of a GenBank genome assembly